AUGUCAUUGGGAACGAUGAUACUCCUCAAAAGAGAUGCAAUUGAUGAUGGUGCCCCCAAUCCCCGGGGCGACACUGUGGUGCAUGUCAAUAUCGCACUGGUGGUUGUUGCAGGAAUACUGGUCAUUGCACGAUUCUGGACCCGCAUUGUCAUCAACCACAUGCUUGGAUUGGAUGACUGGUGUGUCCUGAUGGCUCUGUUUAUUGCCAUCACCAUGACUGGGCUAUUCUACGGCGAGACAAAGAAUGGUUUCGGUCUUCAUUCAGACCAAGUCAACGAGGAACACUUUUUGCAAGCUUGGAAAUACUUCCUAUCGUGCCAGGUGCUAUACAAGGCUGCCGCUCUCUUUGCAAAACUGUCUAUGCUUUUCCUCUAUCUGCGGAUCUUCUCGUCGUCUCGCAAUUUCCGCAUUGCUGCUUAUAUUGUCAUGUUCAUAUGCUUCGGCACGGCCAUUGGGACUAUAAUCCCGACAAUCUUUGCAUGCCAUCCUAUACAGAAGGCAUGGACCCCAACCUUGCCCGGCACCUGCAUCUGGACUCCUGGAAUCUGGUACUCUAGCUCCUCUAUCAACAUCGCCACAGAUGUUAUGAUCAUCGUGCUACCAAUUGCUCAAAUCCGAUCGCUCAAACUACCCAAGGCCCAGAAGUUUGGGUUGGCUCUCCUCUUCAGUUUGGGGCUUUUCAUCAUUGGAACCUGUAUCGUCCGCAUCGCUACGCUUGGUCCGGCAGCAACUGCAAAGGACAGCACAUACUACCAGGCUCAGAAUAAUUUGUGGCUCGGCAUCGAAGUGAACACGUCCAUCAUUUGCACCUGCAUUCCACCUCUGAAGGCCACGAUUACCAGAUUCUUCCCGAAGAUCUUCCGCGGCUCGUCCUACAAUCGCCCGUCAACCAUAUACCGAACUAGAUCUGGAGCAUACCCGCUCUCUGACAGCUAUCAUGGAUCAUCUAUGAAGGGGGGCGCCUCAUCGUUCCCGAACCCUGCCUCGCCUACCAAGGGGUUUUCCACGACCGUCAUCAGUAGUGGCGGGCCCAAAUCAUAUCCCAUUAGUGAAUCAAACAGCGACGAAGUUGUCAUGCUGGAAGAUAUGGGGAAAACAGGAGCAGACGGCCAAAGACCCAAGCGCAGAGACGAUAUUCGGAAACAGACCGAUGUCGAGAUCUCAUAUCUGGAGGUCUCUUGA
Molecule: messenger RNA, 1182 nt
Organism: Fonsecaea nubica
Lineage: Eukaryota; Fungi; Ascomycota; Eurotiomycetes; Chaetothyriales; Herpotrichiellaceae
Exons: 6
Coding region: 1-1182 (393 amino acids)
Source: RefSeq, a predicted model, not a curated record